This is a messenger RNA of Cyclocybe aegerita, 1449 nucleotides long. The record is from the annotation of a GenBank genome assembly. NCBI's taxonomy places the organism in Eukaryota, Fungi, Basidiomycota, Agaricomycetes, Agaricales, Hemipholiotaceae.
AUGGAAACCCCCAUUUCUCCAGCCAGCAGUGCUCAUGAUCACUACCCCCCACAUUUGGAACGUACUCUCCAGGCUGUCAAUUGGAGUGCACUUGCUGCGCUUGCAGUCGACAUUUAUCAAGCCAGUACCUUUACUUGGGGCGCACAGCUUCAUGGUGCUUCCAAUCUUGUUCGCUUCCUCAAACUGUGCAGCAAUGAGGACGUCAAAGUUGUGAUCCGAGUACCAUACACGCUGGAGGAAGGAAUCAACGAGAAGGAGAAGGAACUCUCCAGGCUCGCCAUGGAAAGCGAGGUGGCCACCAUGGAAUAUGUUUCCUCGCAUAGUCACAUCCCCGUUCCCCACGUCAUCGCCUACAGUUCUUCGUCAGAUGGUGGAGGCAUUGGUUUCCCGUAUAUGAAUAUGUCAAAGGCAGACGGAACCCCCUUAUGUUCAGUUUGGAACGAAAUGCAGGCUGAACAAUGCGAAGUCAUGCUGCGACAGGUUGUCGAGAUAAUCCUCCAGCUUUCAUCCUUGCGAUUUGAAAGCAUCGGUGCCAUCUUCAAAAGGAAGGGAGGGACGGACCACUCGUCUUGGAUGACCCUUCCCUUGACAAAGAUCAAUAGUGAUGAAAUAUGGACAAUCUGGCCUGAAGGGGCUGACAAAACUUUCACGAGCGCUUUCGACUACUGGAUCACCUAUGCCACCCGCAACAUCAAACGGAUAGACAGAAAUAACUUCGGUAGCAUGAAAGACUAUGAUUAUGUCUAUGCCUGGUUGCACCGCUCCCUCGUUCCUUCAUUAUACAACACCUCUCUCAACACUAAAGGCUUUCCCAUAAAUCACAGUGAUUUUCAUUCACAGAACAUUCUCAUCAUCGACGCCAACACGCCUUCCCCACGUAUUACUGCCAUCCUUGAUUGGGAAGGCAGUUUCACUGGCCCGACUUCUUCGUUCACGCAGUACCCUCUCUUCAUCGUCGAUCAUCCAUUCUGGGAAGGCGAUCAUCCCAUGAGGCCACGAAAUAAGCAGGAUCAAACAAUGUUCAACCGCCUCAUGCAUGAGGCCGAAGGAAAGCUCGAUCCAGAUGGCGGACUUCCCCUGUCCCAGGCCUUUGAAGCGUCUCAUGGGGUGUAUCUCUUCGAACAGCUUGUGUCGUUUCCAUACUGGAUGGGCGGGCAACUGUUCCAUCCAUUAUUUGAGCAUUUCUUUGGCGAGAAGGAGACCAACCGAGAGGCAUUUUCGUGGGCAUACUACUCUACCAUGAUCAAUGGCCCAUUGAAAGACAAGGCCGAUCAGUUCAAGAAUGAGACAAUUGUGCGGCAGGAGGCUGUGGAGAUCCUGGGAGAAGAUUCAGUUGUCUUCAAGUUGACUAGAUCGCAGUUCAAAUCACUGGCUCUGCAGAACCUCGAUAAAUUUCCGCCUGGAGGGGAAGUCAGGAAGUGGUUGGACUCCAAGUAUGCGAACGAGUAG